AUGGGACAUCGCAUCCAAAAGCAGCCAGAAAUACAGCACAGUGAACAGGUAGCUGUGGGCGCUACUGCUGACCCCAAGAUUGGGAGUUUUGAGGCCCCUGAAGGCUACGCGAAACUUUGGGGACUGCGGCCUACUCGGGAGGGGAGUUGGAUGUGCGGCCGCCACCCUGUCUCCAACUCUAGCAGCCAUACAGUAGCACUGGAACACUCCUCACAGGUCCCGUUCCCCCCUCUAUGGACUGGCAGGGGUUAUCCCCACUGGAUGGAUCCGACACCACCAAUCACCGAUCCCACUGCACCUCCCAUGCUCUCAGUAUCCCGAGCUUCACCACAGCUUCACCACAGCUUCACCACAAAAUGGCCGCCUCGUGGUCUGUCCUGGGCAAAGACUGAAACAUCAAUUCAGGGUGCCGCCAGACGCACCCAUCCUUGGAUUUCCUCACUAAACCAGCGCCUGACGGAGCUAAUGGAUGCCCAAGCUUGGCACCCAGAGACCGGGACCGGUCCCCAUGACCGCCUGCUCGGAUGUUCCUCACACCACAGCCCAAUGCAUACACAGAAUACCCCACCCAAGAUCUCCGUUGCCACUAGAAGAGAUAGAGCUGUGGGCACAGGAUGA
Molecule: messenger RNA, 618 nt
Organism: Pelobates cultripes (western spadefoot toad)
Lineage: Eukaryota; Metazoa; Chordata; Amphibia; Anura; Pelobatidae
Source: the annotation of a GenBank genome assembly